AUGAAGAUUGUGUGCUUAAUCGUUGUAUUAUUGACAGUACGUGUUGAGGGAGCACCAGUUACAAAGAACUGGGACAUCCUGGGGAAUAUCUACGAACUGUUAAACAAGCAUGAUGAUCUUGAGGUUAAAUUAGAACUGGUAAUCAUCAGGUUCAUGGGUAACGUAAUAAUUGCAGGUUCCUGAUGAUGAAACUGUCGAGCUUGAAGCAGCCACAGCUCCAGGCUAUGCGAAGCCGGAUUCCACUGCCGCUCCACCUGUUCCCCCCGUCACAGCCGAGACCCCAAUAACUGUGAGCCCAGAAGUUCAGACCACUCAACCUCCAACAGAAUCAACAAAAAAGCCGCAGGAUGAUUUUGAUAUUGACGCAUUGAAGAAGUUCAUUCAUUUGGAAGAGACGAACACGGAGAAAAACGUUGUUGAAAAACUCAAUUCAGCCUUGGCCAAGCAGAAAGAAGGAAUUGACGCUGAAUUAAAGCAGAUUCUGCAAAUUGUGAAUGAUAUCAAGAGCAAGAUGGAUAAGGAUGAGACUCCGUCUACAGCUAGUCCCGCUUCAAUUGCUUCCGAAGAACCGACAACCAAAGAAAGGGUUGAUGUGACCACUGGAUCUGCGCCAUCCGAAGCUCCGGAACCUGCAGCCUCCACAUCGGCUUCUAUUUUUUAA
This is a messenger RNA of Bursaphelenchus xylophilus (pine wood nematode), 661 nucleotides long. The record is from the annotation of a GenBank genome assembly. Lineage: Eukaryota; Metazoa; Nematoda; Chromadorea; Rhabditida; Aphelenchoididae.